Molecule: messenger RNA, 8857 nt
Organism: Manis pentadactyla (Chinese pangolin)
Lineage: Eukaryota; Metazoa; Chordata; Mammalia; Pholidota; Manidae
Gene: VWF
Product: von Willebrand factor
Exons: 52
Coding region: 192-8717 (2841 amino acids)
Biological process (GO): cell-substrate adhesion; blood coagulation
Cellular component (GO): extracellular matrix
Molecular function (GO): protein binding
Source: RefSeq, a predicted model, not a curated record
CUGCAGCCCCUAGGGCACUUAACAGACAGCCCAGAGCUGCAGCAGCCCGGUCAGCCACAGCAGUCGCUGGGGGGCAUGGCCUGGGGGGGCAGCGCCAUCCUGCUGUGCUGAGUUUCCUGGGGACCUUAGAGAGACCUGCAGCCCCCACUUGCAGGGCAAGGUAUGGUCUUCUGGGAGGAGGGCUGGCCCAGAUGUGCGAGGAAGAUCAGGACCUGGGGAGCAGGGUUCUCCGUUCCUGGAUUAGAAGAGCUUGUUGGGUGGUGACGCAAAGCCAGAUGAUUCCUGUCAGAUUUGCGAGGGCCCUGCUUGCUCUGGCUCUCACCUUGCCAGGGAUGCUGUGCACAGAAGGGAAUCCCGGCAGGUCAUCGAUGGGCCGUUGCAGCCUCUUCGGAGAUGACGUUGUCAACACCUUUGAUGGGAGCAUGUACAGCUUUGCAGGCGUCUGCAGUUACCUCCUGGCUGGGGACUGCCAGAAACACUCCUUCUCGCUUAUUGGGGACUUCCAAAAUGGCAAGAGGGUGAGCCUGUCUGUGUACCUUGGGGAGUUUUUUGACAUCCAUUUGCAUAUCAAUGGUACUGCGCUGCAGGGGGGCCGGAGCAUCUCCAUGCCCUAUGCCUCCCAAGGGCUGUAUCUGGAAACUGAGGCUGGCCACUAUAAGCUGUCCAGCGAGGCCUACGGCUUUGUGGCCAGGAUCGAUGGCAGCGGCAACUUUCAAGUCCUGCUAUCAGACAGGUACUUCAACAAGACCUGUGGGCUGUGUGGCAACCUCAACAUCUUCGCCGAAGAUGACUUCAGGACUCAGGAAGGGACCUUGACCUCAGACCCCUAUGACUUUGCCAACUCCUGGGCCCUGAGCAGCGGAGAACAGCGGUGCAGGCGAGCAUCACCUCCCAGCAGCUCUUGCAACAUGUCCUCAGAGGAAGUGCAGAAGGGCCUGUGGGAGCAGUGCCAGCUUCUGAAGAGUGCCUCGGCGUUUGCCCGCUGCCACCCUCUGGUGGACCCUGAGCCUUUCGUGGCCCUGUGUGAGGAGACUCUGUGCACGUGUGCCCAGGGGCCGAGGUGCUCCUGCGCUGCCCUCCUGGAGUACGCCCGGGCCUGUGCCCAGCAGGGAAUGGUGCUGCACGACUGGGCUGACCGCAGCAUCUGCCGACCGGCCUGCCCUGCUGGCAUGGAGUACAAGGAGUGUGUGUCCCCUUGCACCAGAACCUGCCAGAGCCUGCACAUCAAUGAAGUGUGUCAGGAGCAAUGUGUGGAUGGGUGCAGCUGCCCUGAGGGGCAGCUCCUGGACGACGGCCGCUGCGUGCAGCGCGCUGAGUGCUCCUGCGUGCAUUCCGGGAAGCGGUACCCUCCGGGUGCAUCCCUCUCCCAAGACUGCAACACCUGCAUUUGCCGAAAUAGCCUGUGGGUCUGCAGCAACGAAGAGUGCCCAGGAGAGUGUCUCGUCAUAGGACAGUCCCACUUCAAGAGCUUUGACAGCAGGUACUUCACCUUCAGUGGGGUCUGCCAGUACCAGCUGGUCCGGGACUGCCGGGACCACUCCUUCUCCAUCGUCAUUGAGACCAUGCAGUGUGCUGAUGACCCGGAUGCUGUCUGUACUCGCUCCGUCACCAUCCGCCUGCCAAACCUGCACAGCAGCCUGGUGAAGCUGAAGCAUGGGGGCGGUGUGUCCAUGGAUGGACAAGACGUCCAGAUGCCCCUUCAGCAAGGUGACCUCCGUAUCCAGCACACUGUGAUGGCCUCCGUGCGCCUCAGCUAUGGGGAGGACCUGCAGGUGGACUGGGAUGGCCGAGGGAGGCUGCUGGUGAAGCUGUCCCCUGUCUACGCUGGGAGGACCUGUGGCCUGUGUGGCAAUUACAACGGCAACAAGGGCGAUGACUUCCUCACGCCCGCAGGACUGGUGGAGGCCCUGGUGGAGGACUUCGGGAACGCCUGGAAGCUGCACGGGCACUGUGAAGACCUGCAGCGGCAGAGCAGCGACCCGUGUCACCUCAACCCGCGCCUGACCAGAUUUGCCGAGGAGGCGUGUGCCCUCCUGACGUCCUCCAAGUUUGAGGCCUGCCACCACGCCGUGAGUCCUCUGCCCUACCUGCAGAACUGCCGCUAUGACGUCUGCUCCUGCUCCGAUGGCAGGGACUGCCUCUGCAGCGCUGUGGCCAGCUACGCUGCAGCCUGUGCCUGGAGAGGCAUGCGCAUCGCGUGGCGGGAGCCCAGCUUCUGUGCACUGAGCUGCCCGCAGGGCCAGGUGUACCUGCAGUGUGGGACCCCCUGCAACAUGACCUGCCGGUCCCUCUCUUACCCGGACGAGGAAUGCAACGAGGUCUGCCUGGAGGGCUGCUUCUGCCCCCCAGGACUCUACCUGGAUGAGAGGGGGGACUGCGUGCCCAAGGCCCAGUGCCCCUGUUACUAUGAUGGUGAGAUCUUCCAGCCCGAAGACAUCUUCUCAGACCAUCACACCAUGUGUUACUGUGAGGAUGGCUUCAUGCACUGCACCCCGAGUGGAGCCCCAGGCAGCCUGUUGCCGGACGCUGUCCUUGGCAGUCCCCUGUCUCACCGCAGCAAGAGGAGCCUGUCCUGCCGGCCGCCCAUGGUCAAGCUGGUGUGCCCUGCUGACACCCCACGGGCUGAAGGGCUGGAGUGUGCCAAAACCUGCCAGAACUACGAGCUGGAGUGCAUGAGCAUGGGCUGCGUCUCGGGCUGCCUCUGUCCCCCGGGCAUGGUCCGGCAUGAAAACCGGUGUGUGGCCCUGGAAAGGUGUCCCUGCUUCCACCAGGGCCGAGAGUACGCCCCGGGAGACACGCUGAGAAUGGGCUGCAACACAUGUGUCUGUCGGGACAGGAAGUGGAACUGCACGGACCAUGUGUGUGACGCCACGUGCUCUGCCAUUGGCAUGGCCCACUACCUCACCUUUGACGGGCUCAAAUAUAUGUUCCCUGGGGAGUGCCAGUAUGUUUUGGUGCAGGAUUACUGUGGCGGUAACCCUGGGACCUUUCGGAUCCUGGUGGGGAAUGAGGGGUGCAGUUACCCCUCAGUGAAGUGCAAGAAGAGGGUCACCAUCCUGGUGGAAGGAGGAGAGAUUGAACUAUUUGAUGGGGAGGUGAAUGUGAAGAAGCCCAUGAAGGAUGAAACGCACUUUGAGGUGCUGGAGUCUGGCCGGUACGUCAUUCUGCUGCUGAGCAAGGCAAUCUCUGUGGUCUGGGACCACCACCUGGGCAUCUCCGUGUCACUGAAGCAGACAUACCAGGAGCAGGUGUGUGGCCUCUGCGGGAAUUUCGAUGGCAACCAGAACAAUGACUUCACCAGCAGCAGCCUCCAAGUGGAGGAGGACCCCGUGGACUUUGGGAAUUCCUGGAAAGUGAGCCUGCAGUGUGCGGACACCAGGAAAGAGCCGCUGGACUCAUCCCCUGCCUCCUGCCGCAACGACGUCAUGAAGCAGAUGAUGGUGGAUUCCGCCUGCAGAGUCCUCACCAGUGACGCGUUCCAGGACUGCAACAAGCUGGUGGACCCUGAGCCGUUCUUGGAUGUUUGCAUCUAUGACACCUGCUCCUGUGAGUCCAUUGGGGACUGUGCCUGCUUCUGUGACUCCAUUGCUGCCUAUGCCCACGUGUGUGCCCAGCAUGGCAAGGUGGUGACCUGGAGGACGGCCACAUUGUGCCCCCAGAGCUGCGAGGAGAGGAAUCUGCGGGACAGCAGGUACGAGUGUGAGUGGCACUAUGCCAGCUGUGCUCCUGCCUGUCCUGUCACGUGCCAGCACCCUGAGCCCCUGGCAUGCCCCGUGCAGUGUGUGGAAGGCUGCCAUGCACACUGCCCUCCUGGGAAAGUCCUGGAUGAGCUUUUGCAGAGCUGUGUGGACCCUGAGGACUGCCCCACGUGUGAGGCUGCCGGCCGGCGCUUAGCCCCAGGAAAGAAAAUCACCUUGAACCCCAGUGAUCCUGAGCACUGCCAGAUUUGUCACUGUGAUGGCGUCAACCUCACCUGUGAGGCCUGCAGGGAUCCCGGAGGCCUAGUGAUACCGCCCACGGAAGGCCCCGUCAGCUUCACCACCCCGUAUGUGGAGGACACGCCGGAGCCGCCGCUGCACGACGUGUACUGCAGCAAGCUUCUGGACCUGGUCUUCCUGCUCGACGGCUCCUCCAAGCUGUCGGAGGCCGAGUUUGAAGUGCUGAAGGUCUUUGUGGUGGGCAUGAUGGAGCGCCUGCACAUCUCGCAGAAGUGGAUCCGCGUGGCCGUGGUGGAGUACCACGACGGCUCCCACGCCUACAUCCAGCUCAAGGACCGGAAGCGGCCCUCGGAGCUGCGGCGCAUCGCCAGCCAGGUGAAGUACGCGGGCAGCGAGGUGGCCUCCACCAGCGAGGUCUUGAAGUACACGCUGUUCCAAAUCUUUGGCAAGGUCGACCGCCCUGAAGCCUCCCGCAUCGCCCUGCUCCUGAUGGCCAGCCAGGAACCCCCGAAGUUGGCCCGGAACCUGGUCCGCUACAUGCAGGGCCUGAAGAAGAAGAAGGUCAUUGUGAUCCCAGUGGGUAUCGGGCCCCACGCCAGCCUCAAGCAGAUCCGCCUCAUUGAGAAGCAGGCCCCUGAGAACAAGGCCUUUUUGCUCAGCAGUGUGGACGAGCUGGAGCAGUGGAGGGAUGAGAUAAUCAACUACCUCUGUGAUCUUGCCCCCAAAGCUCCGGCCCCUACUCAGCACCCUCCUGUGGCACAAGUCACUGUGGGCCCAGAAGUUGUGGGGGUCUCAUCACCAGGACCCCAGAGGAAAUCCAUGGUUCUGGACGUCGUGUUUGUCCUGGAAGGGUCAGACAAAAUUGGCGAGGCCGACUUCAACAGGAGCAGGGAGUUUAUGGAGGAGGUGAUUCGGCAGAUGGACGUGGGACAGGACGGCACCCACGUCACAGUGCUGCAGUACUCAUACAUGGUGGCCGUGGAGUACAGCUUCAAGGAGGCGCAGUCCAGGGAGGACGUCCUGCGGCGUGUGCGAGGGAUUCGUUUCCAGGGCGGCAACAGGACCAACACUGGGCUGGCCCUGAGGUACCUGUCUGAGCACAGCUUCCUGGCAGGCCAGGGCGACCGGGAGCAGGCACCCAACCUGGUCUACAUGGUCACAGGAAACCCCGCCUCUGACGUGAUCACGCGGAUGCCUGGAGACAUCCAGGUGGUGCCCAUUGGAGUGGGUCCUCAUGCCAAUGUGCAGGAGCUCGAGAGGAUUGGCUGGCCAAACGCCCCCAUCCUCAUCCAGGACUUUGAGAUGCUGCCCCGAGAGGCCCCUGACCUGGUGCUGCAGAGGUGCUGCUCCGGAGAGGGGCUGCGGAUCCCCACCCUCCCCCCUGCCCCAGACUGCAGCCAGCCCCUGGAUGUGGUCCUCCUCCUGGACGGCUCGUCUGGCUUCCCAGAUUCGUACUUUGAUGAAAUGAAGAGUUUUGCCAAGGCUUUCAUUUCAAAAGCCAACUUAGGGCCUCAGCUCACUCGGGUGUCUGUGCUCCAGUAUGGGAGCAUCACCACCAUCGACGUGCCAUGGACGGUGGCCCAGGAGAAAGCCCAUUUACUGACCCUCGUGGACCUCAUGCAGCGGGAGGGAGGCCCCAGCCAAAUCGGGGACGCUUUGGGUUUUGCUGUGCGGUAUGUCACUUCAGAAGUCCAUGGUGCCAGGCCCGGAGCCUCAAAGGCCGUGGUCACCCUCGUCAUGGACGUCUCCACGGAUUUGGUAGAUGCAGCAGCCUAUGCCGCCAGAUCCAACCGAGUGACGGUGUUCCCCAUUGGAAUUGGGGAUCGGUACGAUGAGGCCCAGCUGAGGACCUUGGCGGGCCCAGCGGCCAGCUCCAACGUGAUGAAGCUCCAGCGAAUCGAAGAUCUUCCCACCGUGGUCACCCUCGGAAAUUCCUUCCUCCACAAGCUGUGCUCUGGGUUCGUUAGAGUUUGCAUAGAUGAGGAUGGGAACGAGAAGACGCCUGGGGAUGUCUGGACCUUGCCAGAUCAGUGCCACACAGUGACGUGCCUGCAAGAUGGCCAGACCUUGCUGGAGAGUCAUCGAGUCAACUGCGACCGGGGCCUGAAGCCUUCAUGCCCCAACAGCCAGUCUCCUAUCAAGGUGGAAGAGACCUGCGGCUGCCGCUGGACCUGCCCCUGUGUAUGCAUGGGCAGCUCUACCCGGCACAUUGUGACCUUCGAUGGGCAGGAUUUCAAGCUGACUGGUAGCUGUUCAUACGUCCUAUUUCAAAACAAAGAGCAGGACCUGGAGGUGAUUCUCCAUAAUGGUGCCUGCAUCCCUGGGGCAAGGCAGGCCUGCAUGAAGUCCAUCGAGGUGAAGCAUAAUGGCCUUUCAGUUGAGCUCCACAGUGACAUGGAGGUGGCAGUGAAUGGGAGACUGGUGUCUGCCCCUUACUUGGGUGGGGACAUGGAAGUCAGUGUCUACGGCGCCAUCAUGCAUGAGCUCAGAUUCAACCAUCUUGGCCACAUCUUGACAUUCACUCCCCAAAACAAUGAGUUCCAGUUGCAGCUGAGCCCUAAGACCUUUGCUGCAAAGAUGUAUGGUCUCUGUGGAAUCUGUGAUGAGAACGGGGCCAAUGACUUCAUGCUGAGGGAUGGCACGGUCACCACAGACUGGAAGACACUCGUCCAGGACUGGACUGUGCAGCAGCAGGGGCAGACAUGCCAGUCUCUGCCUGAGGAGCACUGUCCUGUCUCCAGCAGCUCGGACUGCCGGGUCCUCCUCUCUGCACUGUUUGCUGAGUGCCACAGGGUUCUCGCUCCAGCCACGUUUUACAACAUCUGCCAGCAGGACAGUUGCCACCGGGAGCAAGUGUGUGAGGUGAUUGCGUCUUAUGCCCACCUCUGCCGGACUAAUGGGGUCUGCGUGGAUUGGAGGACAGCUGACUUCUGUGCAAUGUCCUGCCCACCACCCCUGGUGUACAACCACUGUGAGCACGGCUGCCCCCGGCACUGUGAAGGCAACACGAGCUCCUGUGGGGACCACCCCUCGGAAGGCUGCUUCUGUCCCCCGCACCAAGUCCUACUGGGAGGCAGCUGUGUCCCUGAGGAGACCUGCACCCAGUGCGUCAGUGAGGAUGGAGUCCGGCGCCAGUUCCUGGAAACCUGGGUCCCGGACCACCAGCCCUGCCAGAUCUGCAUGUGCCUCAGUGGUCGGACGGUCAAUUGCACAUCACAGCCCUGCUCCACGGCCAGAGCUCCCACGUGCGGCCCAUGUGAAGUGGCCCGUCUCCAUCAGAGCGCAGACCAGUGCUGCCCGGAGUAUGAGUGUGUGUGUGACCAGGUGAGCUGUGACCAGUCCCCGGUACCUUUCUGUGAAGGAGGUUUCCAGCUGACACUGACCAAUCCCGGCGAGUGCAAACCCGUCUUCACCUGUGCCUGCAGGAAGGAAGAGUGCAAGAAGACACCCCCGCCCUCCUGCCCUCCGCACCGCACGCCAGCCCUUCGGGAGACCCAGUGCUGUGACCAGUACGAGUGUGCCUGCAACUGCGUCAACUCCACAGUGAGCUGCCCACUGGGCUACCUGGCCUCGACCGUCACCAACGACUGUGAUUGCACCACGACAACCUGCUUCCCUGACAAGGUGUGCGUCCACAGAGGCACCAUCUACCCCGUGGGCCAAUUCUGGGAGGAGGGCUGUGACGUGUGCACCUGCACGGACAUGGAGGACGCGGUAAUGGGCCUGCGCGUGGCCCAGUGCUCUCAGAAGCCCUGCGAGGACAGCUGCCGGGAGGGCUUCACUUACAUCCUCCAUGAAGGUGAAUGCUGUGGGAAGUGUCUGCCGUCUGCCUGUGAGGUGGUGACUGCCUCACCACGCGGGGACUUCCAGUCUCACUGGAAGAACGUUGGGUCUUACUGGUCAUCCCCUGAAAACCCCUGCAUCAUCUAUGAGUGUGUCCAAGUGAAGGAGCAGGUCUUUGUGGAACAGCGGAACGUCUCCUGUCCCCAGCUGGUGGUCCCCAGCUGCCCCGUGGGCUUCCAUCUGAGCUGUAAGACCUCAGAGUGUUGCCCUGCCUGUCACUGUGAGCCCGUGGAGGCCUGCGUGUUCAAUGGCACCAUCAUCGCGCCCGGAAGGAGCCUGAUGAUCGACGUGUGCACCACUUGCCACUGCACUGUCCAGGUGGGGGUCAUCUCUGGGUUCAAGCUGGAGUGCAGGAAGACCACCUGCCAGGACUGCCCCCAGGGUUACAAGGAAGAGAAGGUCCAAGGUGAUUGCUGCGGGAGGUGUCUGCCCAUGAUGUGCACCGUCCAGCUGAGAGGAGGCCAGAGCAUGACUCUGAAGCACGGCGAGACAAUCCAGGAUGGCUGUGACAGUCACUUCUGCAAAGUCAAUGAGAGAGGGGAGUACAUCUGGGAGAAGAGGGUCACCGGCUGCCCGCCCUUUGAUCAGCACAAAUGUCUGGCCGAGGGAGGGAAAGUCCUGAAAAUUCCUGGCACCUGCUGUGACACAUGCGAGGAGCUGGAAUGCAAGGACAUCACGGCCAGGCUGCAGUACGUCAAAGUGGGGGACUGUAAGUCCGAGGAGAUAGUGGACAUCCAUUACUGCGAGGGCAAAUGUGCCAGCAAAGCCUUGUACUCCAUCGACACGGAGGACGUGCAGGACCAGUGCUCCUGCUGCUCGCCCACGCAGACAGAGCCCAUGCGGGUGCCCCUGCGCUGUGCCAACGGCUCUAUCGUCCACCACGAGGUCCUCAAUGCCCUGCACUGCAAGUGCUCCCCCAGGAAGUGCAGCAAGUGAGGGCCCUGCCGCCGGCCCGGACACCCACCAUUGCCCGCCUCAGCCUUGCUGGCCUGGAGUGCUGCCCCAUCCUCCGCGUGCUCUGCUCCUGUGCCCUCCCAGACCUGCAAUAAAGGCCAGUUUCUCAUCUGGCAAAAGGC